AUGAGUAACGAACCCAUAUGCAAGAAAUCCAAGACCAUUGGUAUCAUAGGUUUGGGAGAUAUGGGGUUUCUCUACGCCCGUCGCUUCAGCCAAGCAGGAUGGAAAGUCAUUGGUUGCGACAGAGAAGACAGGUAUGAGGAAACAAAAGCAAAAUACAAAGACUAUGAGUUCGAAGUUCUUCCCAAUGGUCAUUAUGUGUCUCGGUUGGCCGACUAUAUUAUCUACAGCGUGGAAGCAGAAAAUAUCGAACUGAUAGUUGCAAAAUAUGGACCUUCUACAAAGUACGGUGCUGCUGUUGGAGGUCAAACAUCGUGCAAGGAGGUUGAAAUCCAGGCAUUCGAGAAGCAUCUUCCCAAAGAUAUCGAUAUCAUAUCUGUGCACUCACUUCAUGGACCCAAAGUGAAUACCACGGGCCAGCCAUUGGUGAUCAUUGAACACCGAGUUUCCAACAACGACAACAUUUCCUUUGUGGACUCGCUUAUGAGCUGCCUUGACUCCAAAAUGGUGUAUUUGUCGGCGAAGGAACAUGACAAAAUUACCGCUGAUACUCAGGCCGUUACCCAUGCUGCGUUCUUGUCGAUGGGAUCGGCUUGGAAAGAAAUCGACCAGUAUCCUUGGGAAACCCCCCGGUGGACGGGAGGUCUUGAAAAUGCCAAGAUUAACAUUUCGUUGAGAAUCUAUUCCAAUAAGUGGCACGUUUAUGCCGGCUUGGCUAUAACCAAUCCUUCUGCCCACGGUCAAGUAUUGCAAUAUGCUCAAUCCACGACAGAACUUUUCACCUUGAUGAUCCUGGGAAAGAAAGCUGAAUUGAGCGCUCGGUUGCACGCCGCCAAAGAUUAUGUGUUCAAGCAUAUAAUAGACCAUGAACUUCUCUUAAGUGAUGAUUUGCUCCAAAAGUUCUCAUUGAGUAAGGUACCUCCUGGCGGCCGGCAGCCCAAUUCCCAUUUGUCCUUGUUGGCCAUGGUGGAUAGUUGGUUCAAGCUCGGGAUUGUACCCUAUGACCAUAUUAUCUGCUCGACUCCAUUGUUCAGAAUAUUCUUGGGUGUUACUGAAUACUUGUUCUGUACCCCUGGACUCCUCGACGAGUGUAUCGAUGUUGCGGUAAAAGACUCCAUUUUCAGACACGACGACUUGGAAUUCACGGUUGCAGCUAGAAAAUGGUCGAGCAUAAUAUCGUUUGGAAACUUUGAUUUGUACCGAAGACAAUUUGAAGAAACGCAAAAAUUCUUCCAACCCAUGUUUUCGGAAGCCAACACCAUAGGAAACGAAAUGAUCAAAACCAUCCUUCAAAGAGUCCAGGAGCACGAGGUGAAGUAG
This is a messenger RNA of Meyerozyma guilliermondii ATCC 6260, 1317 nucleotides long. It is a transcript of the gene TYR1, whose product is annotated as prephenate dehydrogenase (NADP(+)). Gene Ontology annotation, molecular function: prephenate dehydrogenase (NAD+) activity; NAD+ binding; prephenate dehydrogenase (NADP+) activity. NCBI's taxonomy places the organism in Eukaryota, Fungi, Ascomycota, Pichiomycetes, Serinales, Debaryomycetaceae. The transcript has a single exon. Gene Ontology annotation, biological process: L-tyrosine biosynthetic process. Bases 1 to 1317 code for a protein of 438 amino acids. The record is from RefSeq and is a predicted model, not a curated record.